GCUUCACAGUAGUCUGAUCGAUAUUCCACCAUUCACUUCGCUAUCGAACGGAUCGUGAAACUCCGUAACCAGAAGCCAGAGUUUGAAAAUGGAAGGUGCGUUUGAUGAUGAAGCUGAACCGGCUGUUACAAUCGGCGAGUACCUGGAGGAAGUCGAGGAACGAGAGCUGGAAGCUGAUUUAGUUUUGGGGGGUGAUGAUGGCAAGGAGUGUACCUACAGCAAAGGUUAUAUGAAAAGGCAGGCAGUUUUCUCUUGCCUCACCUGCACUCCUGAUGGGAAUGCUGGAGUUUGCACAGCUUGUUCAUUGUCUUGCCAUGAUGGUCAUCAGAUUGUGGAACUGUGGACAAAAAGAAACUUCAGGUGUGAUUGUGGGAAUUCAAAAUUUGGUGAUGUCUACUGCAAAAUUUUCCCAAACAAAGAUUUGGAGAAUGUUGAGAAUUCAUACAAUCACAACUUUAAAGGUUCAUAUUGCACAUGCGGUCGCCCGUAUCCUGAUCCAGACUUUGUACAACAAGAAGAGAUGAUACAGUGCUGUCUAUGUGAGGACUGGUUUCAUGAAGAGCAUCUUGGGCUUGAGUCGUCAGCUGAGAUUCCCAAAGAUGAUGAAGGAGAGCCUAUCUAUGAGGAAUUUAUAUGUAAGGCAUGCUCCGAGGUAUGUUUCUUUAUAAAGUUAUAUCCUGAAGAAAGAUGGGCGGCUGGAAAGCAGGCAGAUGCUACUGUCCAAGUUAACAAGGACAAAGGUGUUUUGGAAGAGAUGCCUACUUGUGAGUCUGAAAAGCCAAUGGGUGAUUCUUCAUAUAAUUCUCCGAAAAAUGAUGUUUCACAAGCUACUGUUGAUUCUGAAUCUAUAUCUGAUGGGACGAGGCUGUCUGAGGGGGAAAAUUGUAAUAGCAGUAUAACUUUAAAUCAAUAUACAAAAAGCACCAAUUCGCAAGUUAACAAGGACAAAGGUGUUAUGGAAGGGGUGCCUACAACUUGUGAGUCUGCAAAGCCAAUGGGUGAUACUUCAUAUAAUUCUCCUAAAAUUGAUGAUGCACAAGCUGCUGUUGAUUCUGAAUCUAUAUCUGAUGGGACGAGGCUGUCUGAGGGAGAAAAUUGUAAUAGCAGUAUGACUUUAAAUCAAUGCACAAAAAACACCGAUUUGCAAGUUCAUUGUCUCCUCGGUGUUAACCUAGCUGCUGCUACCCCUGAUAUACAUGGUAAACCAUUUUUCCUUUCUAAGCAUUGGAGAGAUGCUCUAUGCAGAUGCAAUAAUUGCUUGGAGUUUUACAAUCAGAAGCAGAUUGCUUUUCUACUUGACAAGGAAGACUCAAUUGCGGAGUAUGAGAAAGUGGCCAAGCAAAAGAGAGAAGAAAAGUUGCAGCGACAGGAGGGUGCGGAGAUAAGUUUUUUUAAUAAACUUGGUCAUGUAGAGAAAGUGGAGAUCUUGAAGGGCAUUGAAGAGAUGAAGGAUGGGCUUCGUGCAUUCCUGGAGUCUGCAGACUCGUCAAAGCCAAUUACUGCUGCUGAUGUCCACCAGUUUUUUGAUGACAUUAAGAAUAAGCGUCGCCGGGUACAGUGAAUUUUUGUUGUGUGUUUGCGUUUCAAGGGCGUUAGUCAAAACUUUCAAACUCUUGUCUGAGGUUCAAAAGGCCUGCAUGGUUUAUGAUAUUUAUAUUACAAUGCGCUGUUUGUAUCAACUUUUGAAUAUUUUAGUUCCGUAGAAUGAACUUGGAUUUAACAUAUGCUUGUUAGACUAUACAUUCUGCUAGCCAACCAUCCUGUUUUUGGUUAUUUUUUACUCCAAUUUCUUGACGGGUGCUGACGGUU
Abrus precatorius (Indian licorice) is the source of this 1809-nucleotide messenger RNA. Its product is annotated as putative E3 ubiquitin-protein ligase UBR7. The transcript has 6 exons. The record is from RefSeq and is a predicted model, not a curated record. Bases 89 to 1561 code for a protein of 490 amino acids. Gene Ontology annotation, cellular component: cytoplasm. Gene Ontology annotation, molecular function: ubiquitin protein ligase activity; zinc ion binding. Lineage: Eukaryota; Viridiplantae; Streptophyta; Magnoliopsida; Fabales; Fabaceae.